Molecule: messenger RNA, 2257 nt
Organism: Drosophila montana
Lineage: Eukaryota; Metazoa; Arthropoda; Insecta; Diptera; Drosophilidae
Gene: bol
Product: boule
Exons: 8
Coding region: 826-1413 (195 amino acids)
Biological process (GO): 3'-UTR-mediated mRNA stabilization; positive regulation of translational initiation
Cellular component (GO): cytoplasm
Molecular function (GO): protein binding; translation activator activity; mRNA 3'-UTR binding
Source: RefSeq, a predicted model, not a curated record
AUUUGCAUGUGGAACUGUCGUUAUUUUCGGAGGGGUCUCAUAUUCACUUGUAAUUGUGAUUCGUAGGAAGUAAGAUCUCUAGUAGUAUAAAAAUAAAAAUAAAAUAGUGUAAUUUCAACUUCAAAUCGGAACGCAACAUAAGAAAACAACAACAAACAAGAACAACACACUCAAACCACCAAUUAACAACAUUAACCGUUAACCGUCGCGCAUCCGUCAAACUUUAACCGUCUUUUACGCAUUGAGUAAUAAAAGCAAAAAAAAAAAAAAAACUAAAGUAACGUAACUCCGUAACGUAUCAAGAACGCGUCCCAUCUCCCGAAUUGUAUUUGUGUGUGUGUGCGAAUGCAACAGCAACAAGAAUCUCUCUUCAAGCAACAAGACAUAACGUAACGCUGCGUAUAACGUUUUGGACAAAGCAAACAUAGCAGUAAAAACUAAAAAGAAAAGCUGAAGAAAAGCAAGGAAAACAACAACGCACACAUACAGCAAAAGGCGCUGAGAAAAGAAGAAGAAACUGGAAAACGCAACGCGACGUGUGACCUGAACUGACCUGACCUGACGUUACGUGACGGCAUAACAAUAUUAAUGCGUGUUAGACUAAACAAGAGGAACACAGAACGAACCAGCGCCGCGUAAAGCCGUCAGAGGAGCAAAAGGAGAACUCUACCAAGAGAAGCGAAAGAGAGCGAGAGCGAGAGAGAGAGAGAGAUAAGCUCUCGCAUACUUUGGAAUCGAAUUUCUUGCGCCCCCAAGUUAAAGGAAAACAGCCUCAAGAUUCUGCCCUUCGGUGCCAACUUUCGUCUGGAGACGACACCAGCCGAAAUGCACAAAAUAACAGCCGCACCAACUGCGGCCACAGGUGCGCCAACCGGCGCACUGGAGGCGCCACUGGCAGCGCCCAAAUACGGCACACUCAUACCCAAUCGCAUCUUUGUGGGCGGGAUCAGUGGCGACACCACCGAGGCGGAUCUGACGCGUGUCUUCAGCGCCUACGGCACCGUGAAGAGUACAAAGAUAAUUGUGGAUCGUGCCGGUGUUAGCAAGGGCUACGGAUUUGUUACCUUUGAGACAGAGCAGGAGGCGCAAAGACUGCAGGCGGAUGGUGAGUGCGUGGUGCUGCGCGAUCGCAAGCUGAACAUUGCGCCAGCCAUCAAGAAACAGCCCAAUCCGCUGCAGUCGAUUGUGGCCACAAAUGGAGCCGUUUAUUAUACAACCACGCCGCCGGCACAGAUGAGCAAUAUACCCAUGGAUCAGUUUGCCGCUGCCGUCUAUCCGCCAGUUACUGACUUUACAGCCGCUGGCGUUCCAGCCAUCUACCCACCUUCAGCCAUGCAAUAUCAGCCAUUCUAUCAGUACUACAGCGUGCCAAUGAAUGUACCCACCAUUUGGCCUCAGAACUAUCAAGGUUAAAUCAAACCAACAACAACCACAACAACAACAACAACAACAACAACAACUACUACAACAACAACCAGAACAACUAGAACAACAAAUUUUCGUAGUCGCCAAGAUUUUUCGUUGAGAGCUGCCCGAGCAACAACCACAAGCAGCAGCAGCAGAUGCAACAGCAACAACUACAACAACUACAACAACUACAACAACAACAACAAGAACAACUACAACAACAAUAACAGCCACUAGAACAACGCUGCAAAAAAAAACCCCGCCACGCUCUGCAGUUGCCCGCAGUUUCCGCACAAAGAAUACAACAUACAAAAAUUUAGUUUUAAUUUUAAUUGCUAAAUUAAUUUACUAUAUUUUAAUUUAACUCUCUCACACACACACACACACACACACUGCGCUCUAGGCGUCAAUUAUUAGUUAAAUGCCACGCCCCCGCCCCUACGCGCCACUUAUUUGUACCGCUAGGGGGCGCCCUAGAAGAAGGAGAAUUAGUCAAAAAAGGCAACAAAAAAAGAAAAAAGAAUUUUAUUUUUGUAUAUGAAAAUAUUUAUUUUUGUAACUGCGCCAUUUAUCUAAUUAAUUCUUGUUUUUGUUAUGAUGCUUGUGCAUAAUAUUGUAGCUAACGUAAACAUGUAGUAGUGAGCACACACACACACACCAUCCACACACACACACACAGAUGAAUAUGCUUGAAAUGUAUGCAAAAUGUUCUUCGACUGUUUCUUGUAGGCAUUUAUCCCUGUUAACUUUGAGGAUGCAGCAACAACUACAACAACUACAACAACAAAAGCAAUAACUAAAAAAAAACUGAUGCUACUUACUACAACAAGAACAACAAUAGCAACAACUA